This is a messenger RNA of Capronia coronata CBS 617.96, 852 nucleotides long. RefSeq lists its product as uncharacterized. Gene Ontology annotation, cellular component: plasma membrane. The transcript has 3 exons. NCBI's taxonomy places the organism in Eukaryota, Fungi, Ascomycota, Eurotiomycetes, Chaetothyriales, Herpotrichiellaceae. Bases 1 to 852 code for a protein of 283 amino acids. The record is from RefSeq and is a predicted model, not a curated record. Gene Ontology annotation, biological process: transmembrane transport. Gene Ontology annotation, molecular function: water channel activity.
AUGCGUAACUCGGAAACAACCCUGCGCGACCGAAUGCGCAAUCGCCCCUUCUCCGGCGUCGAGGCUGACCGUGAGCGCAAUUCGAAAUGGCGCUCCGUCCGUCUUCACGGUAUAGCCAUGUGCGGCGAGUUUGUCGGUACCACGAUGUUUCUAUGGUUCUCUUUUGCGGGGGCGCAGACCGCCUAUGAAACAGGCGGCGUUGCAAAUACCUCCAGCCAAGUCAUGCUCACCUCCUUGAGCUUCGGCUUUUCAUUGCUCGUCACUGUGUGGGCGUUUUAUAGGAUCUCCGGUGGCUUGUUCAACCCAGCCGUUACCCUCGCAAUGGUCAUUACUGGCAACCUUCCGUGGCUGCGUGGGUUGUUGCUCCUCCCUUCUCAACUGCUCGGUGGCAUCGUGGCUGCUGCAUUGGUGCAAUGCAUGUUUCCCGGCCCUUUGGUUAUCGGUACGACGUUGGGCAAUGGCACCACACCCGCACAGGGUGUCUUUAUCGAAAUGUUCCUGACCGCCCUCCUCGUCUUCACGGUUCUGAUGCUAGCUGCCGAGAAGCACUAUGCAACUUUCAUGGCACCCGUGGGCAUCGGUCUGGCCUUGUUCGUCGCCAUGAUGGCUGGUGUUCGUUGGACUGGAGCUUCUCUCAACCCGGCACGUAGCUUUGGUCCAGCCGUCGCAACGCCUUACUUCCCUGGCUACCACUACAUCUACUGGUUCGGCCCAAUCAUGGGUUCCUUGCUCGCCGCAGGCUACUACUCGUUCGUCAAGUACUUCAACUAUGAGGAGGUUAAUCCUGGCCAGGAUGCUACCGACCCUCACGAGAAGGAGAGACACGAGCAAGCCGCCGAGUCACCAGCGUGA